Messenger RNA from Peniophora sp. CBMAI 1063, 2550 nucleotides. NCBI's taxonomy places the organism in Eukaryota, Fungi, Basidiomycota, Agaricomycetes, Russulales, Peniophoraceae. The record is from the annotation of a GenBank genome assembly.
AUGUUCAGGCGCGCAUUGGCCGGUUGCAUUCCAAAAGCUAUCACCAAUUCGUUUCCACAUGAGACUCCGCCCGCCGGUCACGGUCAAAGCCUCAGUGACCUGUGGAAUACCGCCUUCGAGCGAUAUCUGCACUCCCUUGGUCUUGAUGCGCACAACAAGAAUUUCAGUCUUUUUAUGGAGCUUAGCUAUCCAACUACCAGCGAUACCCUUCUUGACAAGCUUCAGCUGGCGUCGGCCCAUCUUAGCGACAAUCGUCGAGGCAGCCAAAGGGCACACCGUUUUAGGCAGAGUCUGAAACCGCUGGUCACCGGGCUUCUCGUACUCCUCGACGCAAGUGCCGAAACAGCAUCAUCACUGGGUGUCCCCGGAGGAAAAGGGAUAUUUGCUGCUGUUGCUAUCUUGCUGGAGGCUGCUGGUCGAGUAAGCACAGCUUACGACGAUCUUGAGAAGUUAUUCGACCGCUUCUGUGUAUACGUCGAACGAUUGCAGGUUCGGGUUAGAGUGCCUCUAACAGUAGAGUCGACAGAGAUAGCUGUGAAAGCUUUGAUAGAGAUGUUGAAGACAUUCGAGCUCGCCACCGUGAUGCUACGCAAGGGCCGCAUACGACACUUCCUGGGCGCCCUUUUCACCAAAUCCGAUGACCUUGAGAAGGCGUUGGAGGCACUCGAGGACGUGACGACUGAGGAAGAGAGAAUGGCCAUCGCCGAACUGAUCGCGGGUAUGCAUCAUCUAUCAGCGGACGUGCAAGACGUGAAGACCUCCCUUGCAAGCCUUUCUCGCAAUAUACACGAUGAUCGGCCGAUGCACGAGCGCACAGAGGCUGCUACGCAAGUCCUUUUAGCGGGGGCAUCGAAUAUACAAGAACAAAAUACCUCCUUGCUCAACAUGGUUCAAACUCUGUUGGAACGUGUUUCCGCACCGCCGACUGGUCCCCCCACUCUGACGGUGGUCAUCGCCGAUGCUUCUACAGACCCUGGCCUGUCCUCGUCCCAGGAGUUGGCAAGGACCAUACAGUCAGGGAACUUUCUCUGGAGACCGAUGGGCCGGGCGUCUGGGAGCAUAGUGAUUGUCGACCUACUGGGCAAUGCCAUCACCCUCGAUGAGGAUGCAGCCUCAACCCGGGAAAAGACCCACUCAUAUCUGCUGCAGGCUUUUCAAGGUCGCAUCGGGGCCUCAUAUGUGCAAAGGCGAGACUACGGUCUCGGAAACUCUACAACCUUGCUCAUUGAACCUGAGCAAUGGUCACAUGCCGUGAAAUCUGGUGCCACCCUCAAGAUGUGUGCCAUAGUCCGCGAUCUUUCGGCCCAUUGUCCGUACUGUCGCACGCCCUCAACAGGCAACGAGGAACGAUUUGAAGAUGGGCAAAUCAUCUGCGUCAACACUGAAUGCGGGCGUCCGUAUGGUACAUAUCGCGGACUUCGUGCUGAGGCAUUUCAUCGACAGCUCCCCUCACACCUACCCAAAGCGCACACUUCGCGGAAGUCUGUCCGCACGUAUGAACAUGACAGCGACCCCUCUCCGGACAACGUGAACAAAUCCAUCCGGACCAUUCAAAGGAUCGUCGUUAUCGUUCAGGGGCCUCAGAAUGAAAUCCCGCGUCUUCCUUUGAACGAGUCCUCCGCGGCGAGUGAACCUUCAAAUGGUCGGCAACCCGGUCUACCCUCGCAACGCCAGUUCGUACACGUCACGUCACCGGGUCCUGCUCAUUAUGAAGUGAAAGUGAUAAACGCCCACGUCGACUCCGGCAUCGGAUCUUCUCAUUCUGCUCCUCGAGACCUCUCGGACCUAGCCGCCCACCAUGGCCUCCCUCAGUCUUUCCCCAAAGCUCCCUCGCUCGUACCAACUCGCUUCGCUCAACAGCAGCCCCAACCAGAGCCAGAGCUAGACUUCGUCGCCCUUUGCCGACGGUAUUCUGCGAUGCACGACAAGGCUCCCGAAGACUGGGAAGGUUCUAUCAACUUCCCGGCGGUAGACCUCGGCCCCUACCCAAUCUCUCCUGAGGAGGCGGCGCUUGCCGUCUUUGACGUUCUCCAGCAAGAUUUUGCGUAUGAGCAGACACCCCUGGACGAGUUUAUCGCGGGAGCGUUCGAUGAGUCGCCCGAGCCAGACACGCUCCCCACGCCCGGCCACAGUCCCAUGGACUUCGGCGCUGAUAUAUUCCAGGGGACUUCCCCCGCCACCAUGUUGGACUCAUUCGACGACUACCCGCCGACCACCAUCUUUGACUCCUCCGGCAUGGAGGGGCACCAACACAUGUCCGAGCACCUGCCGCCGUUCGACACCCUCGUAUCUGGCAUGCCCCCGGAGUCGUCAAUCGAGCCGUCAUUCUUCAACGGCCCCAUGUCGCACGCGCUGCAGAACUCCCCCACAUAUGUGCUACGGCCAACAACUGCUGCAGCGCCUGAGCCCACUGCUCCGGCCAGGUUUGCGCGCAAGCGUACACGGUCGCAGAUCUUCGAAGAUAGCGACGGUGCUUCUCGGGACUCGCCGAUGUCCGAUGGGCUCGAGGUUGCCGGACGUCAAGCACAAAAACGCAGGUUGUAUACGUAG